AUGAUUAUCAAUCACAUUGGUGACACGGGAGCACGGGCGAUCGGACUUGCACUUCGGAACAAGACCAGGCUGACGAUGCUCUGCCUCGGCAUGAACGACAUUGGUGAUGUCGGAGCUCGUGCCAUCGCCGAAGGGCUGCAGGCGGCGACCGCACUAGCUUCCUUCGAGAUGCAGGCCAACAAAAUCGGCGACGCUGGUGCACAGGCGAUCGGCUCUGCACUUCGAAACAAGGCGAAACUGUCUGUUCUCUACUUGGAAGAGAACAAGAUUGGUGCUGUGGGAGCUAGUGCUAUCGCUGCAGGCCUACAAACGUCGAGUGCGCUGACCGAGCUCAGGAUGGAAAAUAAUCAAAUCAGCGACGCGGGAGCACAGGCGAUCGGAUCUGCCCUUCGCAACAAGGCAAACCUGUCAAUCCUCUCCUUGAGCGAGAACAUGAUUGGUGAUGCCGGCGCUCGUGCCAUCGGUGAAGGCCUGCAGACUACAUCGACUUUGCUGACAACGCUCUGGAUGGAUAAGAAUCAAAUUGGCGACGCGGGAGCUCAGGCGAUCGGAUCUGCGCUCCGGAACAAGGCAAACCUGUCCACACUCUACUUGGACGAGAACAAGAUUGGCGAUGCCGGAGCUCGUGCUAUCGCUGAAGGCGUACAGGGAUCGACAGCGCUAACUGAACUCAGGAUGCACCGCAAUCAAAUCGGUGACGCGGGAGCCCAGGCGAUCGGUCCUGCGCUUCGAAACAAGUCGAAACUAUUGCGGCUCCACUUGGAACUGAACCACAUUGGUGAUACCGGAGCUCGGGCUAUCGCUGAAGGCCUGCAUGCGUCAACUGCGCUGACUGACUUGAGCAUGAGUUCGAAUCAAAUCGGCGACGCGGGUGCACAGCCGAUCGGAUAUGCGCUCCGGAACAAGGAGAACCUGUCAACGCUUGACAUGAGCAGUAACAUGAUCGGUGAUGCCGGAGCACAUGCCAUCGCAGACGGCCUGCUGACAUUACCUGCGUUGACUGAGCUCAAGCUCGAAAAAAAUCAAAUUACAGACAUGGGAGCACAGUCGAUCGCAGUUGCGCUUCGGAACAAGAAGGCACAGCUGUUCAGGCUCUGCUUGAACUGGAACAAGAUUGGUGAUUUCGGAGCUCGUGCCAUCGCUGAAGGCGUGGCGGUGUCGACCGCACUAGCUUCGCUCGAGAUGAACAACAAUCAAAUCGGCAACGUGGGUGCACAAGCGAUCGGAUCUGCUCUUUCGAACUUGGUCAACCUGUCCUUCCUUGAUUUGAGCUACAACAAGAUUGGCGAUGUCGGAGCGCGUGCCAUCGCUGAAGGCCUGCAGGCAUUGACUGCACUGACGAAGUUCCGGAUGAACAACAAUCAAAUCGGUGACGCGGGAGCACAAGCGAUCGGAUCUGCGCUUCGAAACAAGGCCAACCUGUCUACUCUCGAUUUGAGCAGGAACAAGAUCGGUGAUGCUGGCGCUCGUGCCAUCGCCGAAGGCCUACAGACGUCGAAAGCGCUGACUGAGCUCGUAAUGAGUUCGAAUCAAAUUGGCGACGCGGGAGCAAAGGCGAUCGGAACUGCGCUUCGGAACAAGGCAAACCUGACGAAUCUCUGCUUGCACGAGAACAAGAUUGGCGACGCUGGAGCUCGUGCCAUCGCUGAGGGACUGAAGACAUCGAAAGCGUUGACUGAGCUCGGGAUGUACGCCAAUCAAAUCGGCGACGCGGGAGCACAGGCCAUCGGAUCAGCUCUUCGGAACAAGGCAAAGCUGUGCCUCCUCGACUUGGGCGAGAACAAGAUUGGUGACACUGGAGCUUGUGCUAUAGCUGAAGGCCUGCAGGGGUCGACUGCGCUGACCGAUUUCCGGAUGAACAACAAUCAAAUCGGCAACGCAGGUGCACAGGCGAUCGGAUCUGCGCUUCGGAACAAAGCAGACCUGUCUAGUGUCCACUUGGGCAGCAACAAGAUUGGCGAUGCUGGAGCUUGUGCCAUCGCCGAAGGCCUGCAGACGACGACUUCGUUGAUACAGCUUUGGAUGCACGCCAAUCAGAUUGGUGACGUGGGAGCCCAGGCGAUCGGAUCUGCGCUUCGGAACAAAGCAAACCUUUCUGUACUUCUUAUGGGCAGUAACAGGAUUGGUGAUGCCGGAGCGCGUGCCAUCGCUGAAGGCCUGCAGACGUCGACUGCGUUGACUCACUUCAAGAUGCACGUCAAUCAGAUUGGUGACACGGGAGCACUGGCGAUUGAAUCGUCGCUUCGGAACAAGCCGCUGCUGGCCAUCCUCCAUCUGUCCCGCAACCAGAUCUCUGCAAGUGCUGUUCAGCGUCUAUCCCAAAGCGUUCCCGCAGGUUGCGAGUUCUCGGCGGAAAAUCAGAGCAUCAUUCCCCCGAGUCCAGGCCCCGUCGCACCCACGCCCGCUCCUCCAUCCAAUGCUGUCAGCGCACCUCUCGUGGCGUCCGAUUCGAUGGCUCGGCAAGUUGGUCAACAACUCCAAUCGCGUCAAGUGGAACCAGCUCAGCCCUCGUCCGCUGCACCCAUCAACGCCACCAUUCCGCGAGUGUCGUUGCAAGUUCUGUCGCAAGCCACAAUGCAGUUUUCAGAGUCCAAGCGCAUCGGUGGCGGUGGAUUUGGCAGCGUCUACUCUGCUGUCUGGAGCGGUCGGCAAGUUGCGGUCAAACGCUUGGCGGCCAAUUCAACCCAAGGCGUCGCUCAGUUCGAAGCAGAGCUGGAAUCUCUCUCUCGUUUCCGUCACCCGAACAUUGUCACCAUCAUGUGCUAUGCUCAGGAAGGCAACGAGCGCUGCUUGGUCUACGAGCUGAUGGCAAACGGAUCUGUUCGCGAGCGUCUGGAUCGCAAGGGUGGCACGCCUGCAUUGAACUGGGCUCAACGCCGAAACAUUGCGACCGAUAUUGCAACCGCCAUGCACUUUGUCCAGACUGCCAUUCCGCGGCAGCCACUGUUCCACCUGGAUCUCAAGACGAGCAACGUGUUGCUGGAUGCUGACUUUCACGCCAAAGUCGCCGACUUUGGGCUGACGCGCUCUGUGCCAGCUCAAGUCGAUGAACACAGUUACAUUCGUACGCAGACUGUUCAAGGCACACUGCAGUACAUCUGCCCGCAGUACCACCAGGAAGGCAAGGUCUCGAUCAAAACGGACGUGUACUCGUACGGCAUGAUUCUGCUUGAGCUUGUGACUGGACAGCAGCCCAGCAUCGACCUGCUCGCCAACGUUCGACGCGAGCUGAAAAGGAGCCGUAAAAUUGAUGCGGUGCUGGACAAGGCAAUUGAUUGGAGCAUUCACGACAAGGAGGCGGCACAAGUCAUGGCGGGAGAUCUUGCGGUUGAUUGCCUUGAGCAAGCACGAGUUGAUCGACCGUCGUUCGGCGAGAUCUUGAGACGAUUGUCGGGCGAAGAAGCCGGAGCAAACGAGGAAGACGCUAUCGAGCGUGAGUGCUUGAUCUGUUGCGACGCGCCCACCAAUGCCAAAUUGAUGCCGUGCUGCCACGCAUGCGUCUGUGUUGCGUGUGCUCAAGUGAUGAUCCAGCGCCACGACAACUGCCCGAUCUGUCGAGUUCGUCUGACCUCAUUCCAGGAGGGCGCAUUCAACCACACCUUUGUUCCGUGAGCUGCUCUGGGUGUUUGGUGUUUUGAGAGUACGUUGCGGACCUUUUGCUUCGUGAGCUGCUCUAGGUGUUUGAUGUUUGAGUGUAUGUUGCAUUGCGUUUCUAAUGCAGGCUGUUUUGGAGAUGCACCCGUUUGGUAUCAAUGAACAUGUGUUUCUACUGUA
Messenger RNA from Capsaspora owczarzaki ATCC 30864, 3774 nucleotides. RefSeq lists its product as hypothetical. Gene Ontology annotation, molecular function: protein kinase activity; small GTPase binding; GTPase activator activity. Lineage: Eukaryota; Filasterea; Ministeriida; Capsasporidae. Gene Ontology annotation, cellular component: perinuclear region of cytoplasm; cytosol; nucleus. The transcript has 29 exons. Bases 1 to 3612 code for a protein of 1203 amino acids. Gene Ontology annotation, biological process: nucleocytoplasmic transport; activation of GTPase activity; protein phosphorylation. The record is from RefSeq and is a predicted model, not a curated record.